GCGCGUGCGCAUCAUCGGUUCGACGAUCCUUUUCAUCGAUGCGCUCGGAAGCAACUUCUUCAGCCUAAUCACAGCCGACGUAGACGCUACCCCAUUGCCUGCGCCGCCGCCAUUUUGACUGCAGGAAUAGUCAGGUUCUGGGACAGCUGGCGGCAGUGGUGGUGACUGGAUCAACUUUACAAAAGGAAAGCUAUUUUGCGACAGUCCUCUCCGCUAGAAAUGGCCAAUGUGCUUUGUAACAGAGCCAGACUGGUUUCCUAUCUCCCAGGGUUUUGCUCUUUAGUUAAAAGGGUUGUCAAUCCCAAAGCCUUUUCAACUGCAGGAUCAUCAGGUUCCGAUGAGUCUCAUGUGGCCACUGCACCUCCAGAUAUAUGCUCUCGAACAGUGUGGCCUGAUGAAACUAUGGGACCAUUUGGACCUCAGGAUCAGAGAUUCCAGCUUCCAGGAAACAUGGGUUUUGAUUGUCACCUCAAUGGGACUGCUUCACAGAAGAAAAGCCUGAUUCAUAAAACUUUGCCUGAUGUUCUAGCAGAACCUUUGUCAAGUGAAAGACAUGAGUUUGUUAUGGCACAGUAUGUGAAUGAAUUUCAGGGUAACGAUGCACCUGCUGAACAAGAAAUUAACAGUGCAGAAACUUACUUUGAAAGUGCCAGAGUAGAGUGUGCAAUCCAAACAUGUCCAGAAUUGCUGCGAAGAGAUUUCGAAUCACUAUUUCCAGAAGUAGCUAAUAGCAAACUAAUGAUUCUGACUGUAACACAGAAAACUAAGAAUGAUAUGACUGUUUGGAGUGAAGAGGUAGAAACUGAAAGAGAAAUGCUCUUAGAAAAGGUAAUUUUUUCAGCUGCUAACAGCUUAGACUUCUGGGGAUCUCAGAUGAAUGCCAGAGGGUACUCAGUGAGGUCUCUUCAUUCUGAGUGGCUAAUGAAAAUAUUCCUUUUUUACUUCCUUCAGUUUUUUGGACCAUAUACAAACAACACUCUUUUUGAAACAGAUGAACGCUACCGACAUCUAGGAUUCUCUGUCGAUGAUCUUGGAUGCUGUAAAGUGAUUCGUCAUAGUCUCUGGGGUACCCAUGUGUUUGUAGGAAGCAUCUUCACUAAUGCAACACCAGACAGCCAUAUUAUGAAGAAAUUAAGUGGAAACUAGCAGUAAUGUCAAUUUAUUUGCUAUACUAUUUGUAUGUAACAUUUGGGUUGAUCUAUAAACACUGUCAAAGACUUCAAUUUUUAAAAGAUACUUAUUUCUAAGUAUUUAUUUCAACAUUUAUGAAUUUACAGCAUUCUCAAGUGAUUUGUGAUUUUUAAAUUGCAAAUGCUCAUUAUUUCUAAUAUCUUUGAAUACAUGUUGAGCACAUCCACAUCACAUAGAAUGUGGUAAUUAGCAUGUAACCAGGGUAUGAUCUCUUAUUGUUCUUUCUCCCCUUUAUUGGAAAAAACCUCAGUUUUAAUUGUUUUUCUCCAAAAAUAAAUAACACAUUUGGUUA
Propithecus coquereli (Coquerel's sifaka) is the source of this 1483-nucleotide messenger RNA. It is a transcript of the gene MMADHC, whose product is annotated as methylmalonic aciduria (cobalamin deficiency) cblD type, with homocystinuria. Gene Ontology annotation, biological process: cobalamin metabolic process. Gene Ontology annotation, cellular component: mitochondrion. The transcript has 8 exons. The record is from RefSeq and is a predicted model, not a curated record. Lineage: Eukaryota; Metazoa; Chordata; Mammalia; Primates; Indriidae. The coding region runs from base 220 to 1146 and encodes 308 amino acids.